CAAAAUGAAGAUUCGACUAGCAAGCAAAAUCAGUCGAACCGACGGAUCUUCUCACACUAGCACUGAAACUUGAUUCCCUGCUAGACGGUGGUACAGGAUCUUCAAAGUUGUCCCCAGCCGCCACUAGACCGCCUAAGAGGGCAUCUUGUGUUAGUGUGAAUGACAUAAUUUUCUUCGUCGCGUUUAAGUUUGUGGUUCCAGUAAGUAGGUAGUAAAUAUUUGCCAAUACUCUGUCAACCUAAUCAUGCAUGCAUGAUUUUUUUCCUCUGGUCCUACAAACGGUCACCACUUCAAGUGCUAAUUAAUACGGCGCAUAAAAUUUCCGUAAUAACCGUUAGCGUAACGCCACCGUAGAGAGCAGUCUGUUUAUUAAAUUGCUACAGUUGCGAGCAGAGACAAUUUUUAUCUUUGCACGGUUGAAGUGAAGAAGCAUUGGUCAGCUGUUUUUGUUAAAAUACUGUUGAAUUGCAAUAUAAGAAUCUAUUUUAUACUCAUUGGCAAAACACACCUUCGGCAAAAUAUGUAUCUUCGUUCACUUUUCUCGACAACCGGCAAACAACUUUCCCAUCGCACCGCCAGUCAAACUUCGUGGCUUCGACAGUUUGCUUCCGGUCAUCGCGAAAUCCCUGCCCUAACAAAGGAACGCUACCCAUCGAUAAAACGCGGCCAGUUUUCGGAAGUGUCCGACAGUGAUGUAGCACAGUUCGAGUCGAUUCUUGGUGGCAGUAAUCGAGUGUUGACUCAACCCGAAGAAAUACAGGGCUACAAUAUCGACUAUUUGGGAAGUGUUCGUGGUUUCAGUAGAGUUGUUCUAAAGCCGAAAAGUACCGAUGAGGUGUCCGAAAUAUUACGGUAUUGUAACGAGCGGAAGUUGGCGGUGUGUCCACAAGGGGGGAACACCGGUUUAGUUGGAGGAUCGGUCCCGGUGUUCGAUGAGAUCGUCAUAUCGCUCCAGUUGAUGGAUAAAAUUGAACGAAUUGAUGAGUAUUCCGGCAUCCUGGUAUGUCAAUCUGGAUGUGUUCUGGAAACUUUGGAACAGAAAGCUGCCGAGAAGGGACUGGUGAUGCCGCUGGACCUCGGAGCGAAGGGAUCCUGCCACAUCGGAGGUAAUGUGUCAACCAAUGCCGGAGGUUUGAGGUUGGUUCGAUACGGCAAUCUUCAUGGUUCGGUGUUGGGAGUCGAAGCGGUCACGGCUGACGGACGCAUAAUGGAUUUAAUGUCCAACUUCAAAAAGGACAACACUGGCUAUCAUCUGAAGCACUUGUUCAUAGGAUCAGAAGGUACUCUAGGUGUAAUCACUCGUCUGAGUAUAUUCUGUCCUACAGCUUCCAAAUCGGUCAAUGUAGCGUUUUUGGGAUUAGAGAAUUACGAAUCAGUGAAGAACACUUUCCUUGCUGCCAAACAAGGACUUGGUGAAAUUUUGUCCUCCUGUGAAAUGAUUGAUGCUCUUUCGUUAGAGAGCAGUACCUAUCAUUUCAAUCUGCAGUCACCAAUCGACAAGUACCCAUUUUACAUGUUGAUCGAAACAUCCGGAAGCAACAUGAACCACGACGAGGAAAAGCUCACCAAUUUCUUGACAAGUGCGAUGGAAAAAGGGUUAGUUAUUGACGGCACAGUUACCAACGAGCCUACCAAAAUGAGAAACAUCUGGAAACUCCGGGAACUGAUAGCAGACAGCCUAAUCAAUGAUGGGUACUGCUUUAAAUAUGACAUAUCCUUGCCACUGGACAAUUUCUACGACAUUGUGCUAGCCGUACGGGAAAGAGUUGGCCCACUAGCAACCAAGGUUACUGGUUACGGUCACAUCGGUGAUUCUAACCUGCAUCUCAAUGUGUCCUGUUCGAAGUAUGGUACCGAGAUUCACAAACUACUGGAGCCAUAUGUGUACGAGUACACAUCGAACGUGCGGGGCAGUGUGAGCGCGGAACACGGCAUUGGGUUCCUGAAAACCAAGUACCUCAAAUAUUCCAAACGGCCGGAAUCGUUAGCUUUGAUGCAUCAGUUGAAGCAAUUGAUGGAUCCGAAUGGAAUCUUGAAUCCCUACAAAGUACUACCUCAGGUGUGAAUUUUGUUAUAAGCAGAAAUUUAUAUGGAAAAAUAAAAUUCUGCCUGUUGGGUAUUUAUUCGAUUUUACUGGAUUGAAAAA
Molecule: messenger RNA, 2146 nt
Organism: Wyeomyia smithii (pitcher-plant mosquito)
Lineage: Eukaryota; Metazoa; Arthropoda; Insecta; Diptera; Culicidae
Gene: D2hgdh
Product: D-2-hydroxyglutarate dehydrogenase, mitochondrial
Exons: 6
Coding region: 521-2065 (514 amino acids)
Cellular component (GO): mitochondrion
Molecular function (GO): FAD binding; catalytic activity
Source: RefSeq, a predicted model, not a curated record